This is a messenger RNA of Rhinichthys klamathensis goyatoka, 2261 nucleotides long. RefSeq names its product serine incorporator 2, like (gene serinc2l). The transcript is spliced from 10 exons. The record is from RefSeq and is a predicted model, not a curated record. Lineage: Eukaryota; Metazoa; Chordata; Actinopteri; Cypriniformes; Leuciscidae. Gene Ontology annotation, cellular component: membrane. Bases 72 to 1439 code for a protein of 455 amino acids.
AAGAGAAACACAUCUCACUGACUGUCUUCUGAGUUCUGACGGUUUGGAGUUGUUUAUUUUUUUAAUACAAAAUGGGAGCCUGUAUGGCGUUGUGCUCUCUUGCGAGCUGUGCCUCAUGUUUGUGUGGCUCUGCUCCAUGUCUGCUCUGUGGCUGCUGUCCUUCUUCCAACAACUCCACCGUCACCCGGCUGGUCUUCUCUUUCUUCCUCCUGCUGGGGACACUGGUGUCUGUAAUCAUGAUCUUGCCGGGCAUGGAGACGCAGCUCCGCAAGAUUCCUGGCUUUUGUCAAGGGGGGACCACAAUACCAGGGAUCGACAACCAUGUUAACUGUGACGUGAUUGUCGGCUACAAAUCAGUCUACCGCAUGUGCUUUGCUAUGGCGUGCUUCUUUUUCCUUUUUUCUGCAAUCAUGAUUCGUGUAAAAAGCAGCAAAGACCCUCGUGCUGCUAUUCAGAACGGCUUCUGGUUCUUCAAGUUUCUGAUCCUAGUUGGCAUCACUGUUGGAGCCUUUUUCAUCCCGGAUGGCACAUUUCAUGAUGUUUGGUUCUACUUUGGUAUUGUUGGCUCCUUCAUGUUCAUCCUGAUCCAGCUCAUCCUCCUAAUUGACUUUGCCCACUCCUGGAAUGAGGUGUGGGUUAGGAAUGCUGAGGAGGGCAACAACAAAUGUUGGUUCUCAGGUCUGUUGUUCUUCACUAUCCUGCAUUACGCCCUUGCCUUUGCUGCGAUUGUGCUGUUUUACCUAUACUACACCAAACCCGACAACUGCGCCGAACACAAGUUCUUUAUCAGCUUCAACCUUAUUCUCUGCGUCAUCAUAUCUGUGGUAUCCAUUCUGCCAAAAGUGCAGGAUGCCUCACCUCAGUCUGGUCUGCUUCAGUCCUCUAUUAUUACCCUGUACACUAUGUAUGUCACCUGGUCCGCUAUGACCAACAAUCCUAAUCGUGAAUGUAACCCUAGUUUGCUCAGCCUGGUGUCCAAUAUCAGCACAACUGAGGCAAUGCCCACAAGCUCCCCUGGGAUGGUGCAGUGGUGGGAUGCUCAAGGCAUUGUGGGAUUGGUUAUCUUCCUCUUCUGCACCUUUUAUGCCAGCAUUCGUUCAUCCAGUAACGCUCAGGUGAACAGGCUGAUGCAGACCGAAGAGGGAAAGGGCUCUGUGGGAGGAGAGGAGAUGGGUGAAGACGGUCUGCGGCGUGUUGUGGAUAACGAGGAGGAAGGCGUCACAUACAACUACUCAUUUUUCCACUUCCACCUCUUUCUGGCCUCUCUCUAUAUCAUGAUGACUCUCACUAACUGGUACAAACCUGAAAUAACCACUCAGAUCAUGCAGAGCACUAUGCCUGCAGUGUGGGUGAAGAUCUGCUCCAGCUGGCUGAGUCUGGGGCUCUACCUGUGGACGCUUGUGGCUCCUCUCAUAUUCUCCAAUCGAGAGUUCAACUGAGCUUGAGUGGGUGAGACUCCCAUUCAAACUGUCUGUGUUGUGUUGUGUUCGAAAUAUUACAAUCCCAAAAACCGUUAAAUAGCACGAUUGAAAGCAAUUCAAAUCUGAAACGGACCAUUCAUGACUAGUAUCAUAAGGCGAAUAGGUACUUACAAGUUUAUGAAAUUGCAUGGACAAAAACAAAAGUAUAUGAUUCCGUGACGUAUUAAAAAGAAAAAAAGUACAAAAAUGACACUUCAGUAACUUGACACGUGAGGAUUACUGUUGUGCAGAAAGUUGCCAUUCAUCAUUAGAUUUUACUAUGGGUGCUUCUCAGUACUUUCAUUGAGGCUUGACACCUGAUGCACACCAUUUUUUUAUUGUUUACGUUUUUGUACCCACACAUGAUGGAUACAUGAAGUAAAUGGGUUAUAUAAAUUCUAUUGCUUCUACUGUGUUGUCGAUACCCUCAAUAAUUCACUUCUCAUGGUCCUUAAGGGUUAUUUCGCAGUCAUUUCAAACACAAUAUUGCUAUAAAUGUGUUUUAUAAAGUCAAAAUUGCUAGUUUAUUUUGUAUUGCAUUAAGGAAACAGCACUACUCGUCAGUUUAACAGGUGUAUGCUACUCAAAUCUGACACCACACAUUUCUAGUGCAACAAAUAAACUCAAUAACUAUCCUAGAGACAUAGUGGUCAGCCACGAAUACUAAUAUGCAUAAUACUGCUGCUAGAAACCUACUCUACCUGAAGAGGAAACCUUUUUUACAGUGAUAGCAUUUCAACAUCAGGGUCUUAUUCAAUGCAUUGUACAAUAGACUCUCUGUAAUAUACAAUUUCACUCUGA